Messenger RNA from Myotis brandtii (Brandt's bat), 817 nucleotides. Its product is annotated as tubulin alpha-8 chain-like. The transcript has a single exon. The record is from RefSeq and is a predicted model, not a curated record. Lineage: Eukaryota; Metazoa; Chordata; Mammalia; Chiroptera; Vespertilionidae. Gene Ontology annotation, biological process: microtubule cytoskeleton organization; mitotic cell cycle. Gene Ontology annotation, molecular function: GTP binding; structural constituent of cytoskeleton. The annotation marks the transcript as partial. Gene Ontology annotation, cellular component: cytoplasm; microtubule.
AUUGAGCGCCCAACCUACACUAACCUUAACCGCCUUAUUAGCCAGAUUGUGUCCUCCAUCACUGCAUCCCUCAGGUUUGAUGGAGCCCUGAAUGUUGAUCUGACUGAAUUCCAGACCAACCUGGUGCCCUAUCCCCGCAUCCACUUCCCUCUGGCCACAUAUGCCCCUGUCAUCUCUGCUGAGAAAGCCUACCAUGAGCAGCUUUCUGUAGCAGAAAUCACCAAUGCGUGCUUUGAGCCAGCCAACCAGAUGGUGAAAUGUGACCCUCGCCAUGGUAAAUACAUGGCUUGCUGCCUGUUGUACCGUGGUGACGUGGUCCCCAAAGAUGUCAAUGCUGCCAUUGCCACCAUCAAGACCAAGCGCAGCAUCCAGUUUGUGGACUGGUGCCCCACUGGCUUCAAAAUUGGCAUUAACUACCAGCCUCCCACUGUGGUCCCUGGUGGAGACCUGGCCAAAGUACAGCGAGCUGUGUGCAUGCUGAGCAACACCACAGCUAUUGCUGAGGCCUGGGCUCGCCUGGACCACAAGUUUGACCUGAUGUAUGCCAAGCGUGCCUUUGUCCACUGGUACGUGGGUGAGGGCAUGGAGGAAGGAGAGUUUUCUGAGGCCCGUGAGGACAUGGCUGCCCUUGAGAAGGAUUAUGGGGAGGUUGGAGCAGAUAGUAUUGAGGGAGAGGAUGAAGGUGAGGAGUACUAACCUGUCAGCUGCGAUGUUACACUCCAGUGUCUUGGGAUUGUCUUAUUUCUGUUGUUCUGUGAAGUCUGUUGUGUCCUAAACUUUGCAAUAAAGUGGUUUUCAUUUUGAAUGUCAAAAAAAA